Molecule: messenger RNA, 3393 nt
Organism: Meleagris gallopavo (turkey)
Lineage: Eukaryota; Metazoa; Chordata; Aves; Galliformes; Phasianidae
Source: RefSeq, a predicted model, not a curated record
UUAAUCUUUCUUUUUAGGCUUCCUUAAGCCAGCCGUAAUAUUGAUAGAAUGAAAAAGUUUAAGAGGAGACUUUCCUUAACCUUGCGUGGAAGUCAGACCAUUGAUGAGUCGCUGUCUGAGCUAGCAGAGCAAAUGACAAUUGAAGAAAGCAGCAGCAAAGAUAAUGGUGUGAGUAAUAAUGGAAGGAUCAGCUACAGUAAAGUGCAGCCUAUUGUGAAGAAUGGCAGGCCUCCAACGUCUCACAGUAUGCACUCAUUUCUCCACCAAUACACGGGAUCUUUCAAGAAACCCCCUUUACGAAGACCACAUAGCGUCAUAGGGGGCAGCCUCGGCUCUUUCAUGGCAAUGCCCAGAAAUGGGAGCAGACUAGAUAUUGUUCAUGAAAAUCUGAAAAUGGGGUCAGAUGGUGAAAGUGACCAAGCUUCUGGAACAUCAUCUGAUGAAGUUCAGUCUCCCACGGGUGUUUGUCUCAGAAACCGAAUACACAGACGAAUCUCAAUGGAGGAUUUGAACAAGCGUUUGUCCCUGCCUGCUGAUAUCAGGAUACCCGAUGGCUAUCUUGAAAAGUUACAGAUUAACAGCCCACCAUUUGAUCAGCCUAUGAGCAGACGAUCUCGUAGAGCAUCUCUAUCGGAAAUUGGAUUUGGAAAAAUGGAAACCUAUAUCAAGUUAGAAAAACUUGGAGAGGGUACUUAUGCAACAGUUUAUAAGGGGAGAAGUAAAUUGACAGAGAACCUGGUGGCUCUGAAAGAAAUUCGCUUGGAACACGAAGAGGGAGCACCUUGUACAGCCAUAAGAGAAGUGUCAUUAUUAAAAGACCUGAAGCAUGCGAACAUUGUUACGUUACAUGACAUUGUUCACACAGACAAGUCUUUGACUCUUGUUUUCGAAUAUCUGGACAAGGAUCUGAAGCAGUACAUGGAUGACUGUGGUAAUAUCAUGAGUAUGCACAAUGUAAAGCUAUUUUUAUACCAAAUUCUUCGUGGUUUGGCAUACUGUCAUAGGAGAAAGGUGCUACAUCGAGAUCUGAAGCCACAAAAUCUACUAAUUAAUGAGAAAGGAGAACUGAAGCUAGCAGACUUUGGAUUGGCUAGAGCAAAAUCUGUUCCUACGAAGACCUAUUCCAAUGAAGUUGUCACGUUAUGGUACAGACCACCUGAUGUUCUUCUCGGAUCUUCAGAGUAUUCAACUCAAAUUGACAUGUGGGGUGUUGGAUGCAUAUUUUUUGAAAUGGCAUCAGGAAGGCCUCUCUUCCCAGGUUCGACUGUUGAAGACGAACUGCACUUAAUUUUCAGGCUUUUGGGAACCCCAUGUCAAGAAACAUGGCCAGGCAUUUCUUCCAGUGAUGAAUUUAGAAACUACAACUUUCCCAAAUAUAAACCACAACCCCUGAUCAACCAUGCACCAAGGCUAGACACUGAAGGAAUUGAAUUGAUAGCAAAGUUCCUUCAAUAUGAAUCAAAGAAGAGAAUUUCAGCAGAAGAGGCCAUGAAACAUGCAUACUUCAGGAGUCUUGGAACAAGGAUACACACUUUGCCUGAAAGUGUUUCAAUAUUCAGUCUAAAAGAGAUUCAGCUGCAGAAAGACCCUGGCUUUCGAAAUUCCACUUAUCCAGAGACAGGACAUGGGAAGAACAGAAGGCAGAGCAUGCUUUUUUAAAGUGGGCGGUCCAGAGUCAAGCCCAAGCCUAUCCUCUCAAUCAAGGACUCGGAUCUGAAGGCAGUGCUCUCUUCUGGUGGACUUGGAAUCUCAGUUUGUCUACACUGUCCUCUUCACAGUGGAGUCUUUUUAUUUCCAACCUGCAGAUUAUGUUUUUAUAUUUGUUGUCACAGUGUGACAAUUUUUUGUACAGUUGGUUUUAAGGUCUCCUCUGCCACUAGAGCCAGUAGGUUACAGCUGUUGAUGUAACUGUAGCUGCAAUUUUUGUGCAGGACUGAGAAACACAGUGCAUUAUUUAUUGCGGAAUCAUUGCUGCUAAAUAACUACUGUCUGUAUAGUUAACACAACAGUUCCAUGCCUGAAGAAGUUGCAGUGGCUUUAUAAUAUGUGAAUGCAUCUGUUUCUCUUCAUAAAAUGUUCUACUGCUGCGGGGUUUUUUUGUAUUUCGUAAACUGCAGUGUUUCCUGGAAUGUAAGCAUAGCUUUGCUUGGCUAUAGGUGAACCAUCUUUAAUGCUCUGAGUUCAUGGCACUUAAUUCCUUAUUUAACAUUGAAAGUAUGUGUUGAAAUAGUUGAAAAAUUAUAAUGCAUAUUAUGUUUUUGAAAAGCACACGGUGUGAAAGUUGAUUCAAACAAGUGAAAAGUAACUGUUAUUUGCUCUCAAAUCCUAUACUAGUUAUUGAUGAAUUAGAGCAUGGAGACUGGAUGAUAUAUUUUGUCAGGCUUACUCCAGCAUAAGGUAUUUGCACGUUGUUGUGCAUAUUGGGCCUGGCAGAAGCAAUGACUUGCAGAAGCAAUGACUUUUUUUACCUUGUUUUUAACUUAGGAAUACAAAUAGUAGAAAAAAAAGAAAAAAAAAAAAAAAAGAUUCAUACAUGUUGGACCCUGACUUACUUUUAAAAUUUUGAAUCUUUUCAUUACAGAGGAACGGGACGACUAAUUACAAGAAUAUGGGAAUAAUGUGAUGUUUUCCCACCUCGUUUCUCUCCCGUUUGUGCAUUAUUCACUUGAAAUCAACUGGAAAGAUGCAAAAGAUGCAAGUUUGUACUUGAUAAGAACUCACUAUGCUAGAAAACUUUUAAAAUGGGAACUUAGAGAGUUUUUCAGAUCUUAGGUGUUAUCUGUUUACCAGAGACAGUAAACAUGUUACUACUAUGCUUAUGCAUCUCAGUGAGUAUCAUAAGUACACCCUUGGUGAUGGUUACAGUAUUUUUAAGCAUUUGUGUUCACCUUUAUGAACCUAUUUGUUUAGUGCAUCUUAAAGAGACUGUAAAUCUUUAUUGGUAUAUUUUGAAAUGGUCAUGUAAAUCUUUGGCUGGUAUAUCAUGAAAAUUGUCAUAGGUAACUUAAUUUUUCCUGACAUUCACUGUAAAACAUUCAGGGGUCCUACCAUUUCUGUUCAGGAAAUCUUGUAGUUUAUUGUUAUUUAACAGUAUUAAGUGAAUUUUUGUAUAUUUCAUUUUAACUUUAUUUGUGAAUAGUGAUCGUGGCAUGUUUGGGGGUGUUUUAUUAAUAUUUCAUCGAUACUGGUAAAUUUGAAUUGGGAUUUUUUUUUUUUAUUUUCUGAAAGAGAGGAAUUCACGUGUAAUGGUGACUGUUGGACCACUACUGCUUUUCAGCAUUUGUAAACCGGUUUUACGUUAAAUCUUGUAGACCUAACAAACUGCUGUUAUUUCUAACUGACCGACCUGUAUUAAUAUUGUACUUUUGAAAGUAUAAAUAUUAUGUGGAAUUC